AUGACGCAUGCGCCGCGUGUUUCCGUAGAAACACAAAAAAUUCCAAUCAUCUUAAAGGCGACUAAUUGGAAAUUCUGAAAACACGACACCUUUAAGUUACUAAUAAUUUUUCGUAAGAAGCGAAUUUGUCGUUGAUUAGUCGCGUUUCUUUGUAAAACCACGUGGGGGGCAAGGGACGUUUUGUCGAUACUCGAUUACGUCACGUUGCCUAGCAACCGUGACAACUUAUGCGGCGAGAUGAAGCAGCACUUUUGUUACACGUAGCGUAAUAAAAACGAAAACGAGGGAUGGCAGAGGAACAGGACACUCUCGAAUACUACAUUAGGUUCCCCAGUCCCUCCCAGCAAAGCGCGAACUUUUCCCAGGAGAAAACCCCGAUCGUAAUCCUCUUCGGCUGGGCCGGAUGUCAGGACCGCUACUUGAGGAAGUACUCGCAGCUCUACGAGGAAUGGGGCCUGAUCACCCUGCGGUACUGCGCGCCCGUCAAGUUCAUACUGUGGAAACGGAACGAGCUGCGAAAGAUCGGGGAACGUAUCGUCAAAUUACUGGUCGACAUGAACUUCGAAAGUCACCCCGUGGUAGUCCAUUGCUUCUCGAACGGGGGCGCCUUCCUCUACCACAACUUCGUGCUGGCGCUUCGGCACGCCCCGAAACCGAUCAAAGUUAAAGGUGUGAUAUUCGACUCGGGCCCCGGACCGAGACGUUUCGUCAGCCUCUACCGCGCGAUCUCCGCAAUAAUCAGCGGCAACGUAAUUUACAACUUCGUAAUCGCCGCCCUGCUCACGUCGUUUUUAAUCGUCGUAUGGGAGUGUGAAGUAAGUGGAACGCUAAGAAAUUCGUGCCGACACCCCGUUUUUCAGAUAUUGAAAAGUUACUUCGUCAACGACGACUACCAGUCCGAUCCGAUCGAGUAUCUGAAGAUCGAGGACAACAAGUGCCCCCAGUAUUUUAUUUAUUCGAAAGCCGAUAAACUAAUAUUUUACGAGGACGUGGAAAAUUUUAUUAAUAUUCGAAGGAAUAACGGAGUAGACGUUUCAGUAUUAACUUUCGAUGACAGUCCACACGUGAAACAUUAUGCACAUUAUAAGAACGAAUACAGCGAAGGCGUCAAUAACUUUUUAGUGGGCUGUUUGAAGAAUUAGCGGGUGAUGGAAGGGGGGAGCACAAUUAGUAGUUUAAUGAGUAGACAUUCCGUUUUAAAUGCUUUCACAGAUACAGAGCUGUAGAUUAUUUAUUGUUAAUUUAUUUAAAUAAAUUGUUAUAAUAGUU
Messenger RNA from Photinus pyralis (common eastern firefly), 1269 nucleotides. RefSeq names its product transmembrane protein 53-A. Bases 288 to 1142 code for a protein of 284 amino acids. The record is from RefSeq and is a predicted model, not a curated record. Lineage: Eukaryota; Metazoa; Arthropoda; Insecta; Coleoptera; Lampyridae. The transcript has 4 exons.